AGCGAUUAAUUCAGAAAGAUAAUACAACCUUCAAAGUUCAAAAAAUUAUACUUCCACUAAUUAAAACGCGUGUUUAGUUUUCGGUUCCAGAAGGAAAAAAAAUUCUUAAAAUUUAUAUAGCAACGGAUAAGUUUCUUAAAUCUCACCUACUAUCUUUUGUAUAUUGAUGCAGAAAAUGCUGCUUUUUUCCACCGUUUUUACUGCCUUGUUUCUCUUGGAAGCUCAUGGCAGAGUCGUUGAUCCCAGACAAAGAGAGAAAGUUUUUGGUGGUGUCGAGGUGCCCGCAGGAGAAAUCCCGUGGCAAGUGUCAAUACAAAUUUACACUGGAUUCCACUGGUGCGGUGGAUCAAUAAUCAACGAAAAAUGGGUCCUCACAGCAGCACAUUGUGCUCAAAACUGGAAUAUUAACAGUCUUCGAGUAGUCGCCGGAACGAUCCAAACUGACCUGCCUGGAUCUGUGCACACCGUGAGCAGAAUAAUCACCCACGAAAACUACAAUGAAGAGAUGCAUUCAAAUGAUAUCGCCCUCUGGGAGAUAACCGAUUCUUUUGUCUGGGACAAUCAAACAUCCCCAGUAAAACUUCCCAUUAAAAACGUUGAGACUCCUGCUGGAACUCUGCUGACUGUUUCUGGAUUCACAACGGUAUCAGCAAACCCAGAUCCUCUAAGAAAAGUGGAAAUUCCUGUUAUUUCUAAAGCAGCGUGCAACGAGAGCUACGUCGAUUUUGGCGGAAUUUCAGCCGACCAGAUUUGUGCUGGUGUCCCAGAGCAGGGUCUCAGCUCCUGUCAGGGUGACGGCGGCGGACCCCUUUUCCUGCCAGCAGAAAGCGAAAUUCGCGGACUUGUUGCUUGGGGCUACAUGUGCGGGUUUCAAGCACAAUCCGGAGUUUACACCGAAGUGUCUGCUUACCUCGACUGGAUCCUGAGCAACUCUCAAAUUUAAUUUCACAUUAAUUAAAAAAUAAAAAUUUAAAACAUUUUCCCUUAAUUUUCAGUACAAAAUCAAAUUAAAUUCUCAGAUUUAAAAAAAAUUUUAAUUUCUGUGUGAAAUUUCUUUGAUUAAACGUGUUAUGAAAAUUUGUUAAUAAAAACAGUGAAAUAAAAGAAGAUAUUUCUAUC
Neocloeon triangulifer is the source of this 1119-nucleotide messenger RNA. Its product is annotated as trypsin-1-like. Gene Ontology annotation, molecular function: serine-type endopeptidase activity. Lineage: Eukaryota; Metazoa; Arthropoda; Insecta; Ephemeroptera; Baetidae. Gene Ontology annotation, biological process: proteolysis. The record is from RefSeq and is a predicted model, not a curated record. The transcript has 5 exons. The coding region runs from base 167 to 943 and encodes 258 amino acids.